This is a messenger RNA of Trichoderma citrinoviride, 444 nucleotides long. RefSeq lists its product as hypothetical. The transcript has a single exon. NCBI's taxonomy places the organism in Eukaryota, Fungi, Ascomycota, Sordariomycetes, Hypocreales, Hypocreaceae. The record is from RefSeq and is a predicted model, not a curated record. Bases 1 to 444 code for a protein of 147 amino acids.
AUGAUUGACAACCGCCAAUGCCAAACCCACACUCGCACCCCCUGGGGCUCCUCCCCCCACCGCUACGACCCCCGCCUCCGCUACCUCGUCAUGGGCCUCCUCUGCGCCUCCGUCCUCGCCGUCUUCCUCAUCAGCCUCGUCUUUGUCGGCAACUCCGCCGUCAAAGCUUACUCCUCUUCCUCCUCUUCCUCCUCGUCCUCCGAUGACGACGACGGGAAUCACGACUUACCUUCAUCGACCAAGCUGCUGCCUUCGUCGACAACGGGAAUCAAUACUACCGAGCUAAAUCAUACUACAUAUACCUCAGAUAGCGUCACUGUUACUGUCAGCCUACAGACGCUGCUUCAAACUACAAUAACGGUACCAAUCGGUGAUGCCUACACAGCGCUCCAAACGACAGUUACGGUACCAUUCGAUGGUUCCUCUACAGCAGACAUUGGAUAG